UAUCUCGCAAAUUUUUGUGAAACUAUGCAGGCUGAAAUCUGAAUAUAUAAAACGUGAAAUUAGGGUUGUAAAGAAAAACCCUAACCGCGGAGAAGAUCGAAGAACCUCACCUAAUUUUGGAGAGCCGGAGUUGGAGAGAGAGAGAGAGAGAGAGAAGCGACAAUGGAGGCUCAUCAAGCUGCUCGAACUGUAAAGGAUGUUUCACCUCAUGAUUUCGUCAAGGCAUACGCUGCUCAUCUCAAGCGAUCUGGUAAGAUUGAGCUUCCUCCAUGGACUGACAUUGUUAAGACUGGUGUCUUGAAGGAGCUUGCUCCAUAUGACCCUGAUUGGUACUACAUUAGGGCUGCUUCAAUGGCAAGGAAGAUUUACCUGAGAGGUGGUCUUGGUGUUGGUGCUUUUCGUAGAAUUUAUGGUGGAAGCAAGAGAAAUGGGAGCCGCCCACGCCACUUUGGCAAGAGCAGUGGUGCGAUUGUGAGACACAUCCUUCAACAGCUAGAGCAGGUUAAAAUUGUUGAGAUUGAUCCUAGAGGUGGGAGGAAAAUCACGUCUAGUGGACAGAGGGAUCUUGACCAAGUUGCUGGUCACAUUGCUGUUGCUGCUUGAGAAUAGUAUUACAGACAAAUAUCCAAGGAUGGUGAUACAUGGAAGCAUACAUGGCAGUUAUUAUCUGUUAAAUUUAGGGUUGAUUGGUCUGAUGAGCAAAGUAUGUGUAACAAUUUUGUUUGCUGAUGGAUGAAUUAAUUGUCGGAUUAAUUUUUUUUAAUCUCUUCGCUUAUCCUUGAAACACUUUCAGAUAGUAUUUAUUAAGGCUUCUAUGAACGACUUUUACAAUUUUGGAUUAAUAGUAUAAGUACUCAUUAAUUCUAUGCUUAACAAGUUGACUUACACUUCAAUCAUUGUACGCUUUUAAUGCUUUAAUGAAUAUAAUAAUAUU
Messenger RNA from Amaranthus tricolor (Joseph's coat), 934 nucleotides. Its product is annotated as 40S ribosomal protein S19-1. Gene Ontology annotation, biological process: ribosomal small subunit assembly; translation. The record is from RefSeq and is a predicted model, not a curated record. The transcript is spliced from 4 exons. Gene Ontology annotation, cellular component: cytosolic small ribosomal subunit; ribosome. Gene Ontology annotation, molecular function: structural constituent of ribosome; RNA binding. NCBI's taxonomy places the organism in Eukaryota, Viridiplantae, Streptophyta, Magnoliopsida, Caryophyllales, Amaranthaceae. The coding region runs from base 163 to 603 and encodes 146 amino acids.